AUGUCAAUGCCCGAGUCUCCAAAAAGAAUGAGUCACAGAGGGUCCCCAGCAUCAUCACCAUUGUUGAGUACCCCUACACGUGCGAGACCUAUCGAUAUUAACAAUAGCGCUGGAUCAAGCCCAUCUUCCCCAGUUAAAGAUAAAGGCAGCCAUUGUGGAAAGGGAUAUUUUCCAAGUAUGGGUGAAGACGACUUGAGGUCCAUCAUUUCCUCACCUAGUUUGACGUCGGAUCAGCUAAAGUCAAUAUCCAAAAGUCCAUUAGCACGGAGAAUGCACAUUGUAUCAUCUAAUCCGUCUAAAGACAAGUAUGUGAUUCCUAUUCCAUUAACACUUAGACUUCCUCCUAAAUUAAGCUUACCCCAAAAAAGUCCAAAAAGUCAGAGUUUUACUCCACCUUCGCCAUCCCCAAAUUCUACACCUAGAAAGCCUAAACGACAAACAUUAAUUUAUACAUCUCACGGCUACGAGAAGAUCGAAGUUUCGCUGUCAUCCGAAGAUGAGCUGGAGGAAUCGGUACUUCUUCCAGUACCUGGAAAGACAAGUUUAGCUAAAAAGACCCAACCACCAUCAGUCGCUACAAAUAAGACCAAGUACCUGAAGUUGGCCUUCCAAAAUAAGGAUCCCGAUGAGUUGAGUAUGAUCGAGGAAGUAUCAAACUUUGGCUCACGAAAUUCGAGCGUAGCUAGAGGUACAAAUCAAGGAUUACAGCAUGAGGUUAGCAAAAAACUACCGAGCUUGCCAACUGAGUUGGAGGAGUUUGCUCCAACCGGAAGUGAUAGUUCUGCCAUCCUUCACAAUAAAUACCACACAGGACACAAGGGCAAGCCAGAAGCUAUAGAAAUGGAAGAGAAGCAACCAAGGCGUACUCCCCUUCCACCAAAGGAAAUUUGCUCGAUUGCAAGUGCAGCAAACAAUGUUCAAGUGCCAAUGCCACAGGAAUACAACACAAAGCUAGCUCAUAGUCGUUGCUUCAGCGAGACAUCCCAAGUGUCAAGUGUUAGCUCAUUCAGUUCUGCUGGUGCAUUUGGAUUGAUGAACUCAGGUCACAGGACAGGUCCUAACGCUAGAACUGCUGCACCCACUAGGAACGAGAAACCCGAUGGUUCUGCAAAUGUUGCACUAAUCACUUCCUUGAACAAGCCAAAUGCCAUUACCGAAAGACAGGUUUCUGAUACUAGCCAGUUGUCCACGGGUUCUUCUAGUAGUUGGAAUUCACUCCAACAAUCAAUUGACAUUUCUUUGAAUCGAGAGGUUAGUGAACUGGAGAACCACCUGCUGGAAGAAAGGAAAAGCUCCAAACAAACAGAUGACGAGAAUCUUUGGACAGACGAGAGCGCUACCGACAGCGAAGGAUUUGGUGAGGAAAUUAGUCCGCUCAACAUAACAAGACAAAACACAGGCGCCACAUCGGCGUCGAUCAGAAGUCCCGUUAAUAAACAAGCUCACAAUGAUUGUGACACGGAUUUCGAGCACAAGGGAUCUGGCAUCGCUUUCAACUUUCCAAACAACUCAAACAAUAUAACCAACAACAAGAUUCUCAAGCUGAAGCAGUUGGACGAGGAUGCAAAGAGUGCCAAGUCUAGGUACAGUUUUUACUCGAACGGUCAGAUUGAAAUUCCUGAUUUGACAAAUGGAAAGGUAAUGGAUCAGUUUUCUUCAAAAACACCAUCGAGCUAUGAUGAAGCCGUGUUUUCUGAAAGACAUACUGAAACUUCGGUUUCCGAUUUUGAACGUGACGAUCAAGAUUCAAGAAAAAUAAGGGUUCCUAGUAGGGAUGCAUUGAACCAUUUUCAAGAACAGUUUAAACUUUACUCAGCUGAUGAUGACUCUGAUAACGAAGCCACCUUGAAGUCAUCGGCGUUGUAUGCUGCUCCCACAAUCUCCAAAACAGCACCGGACUUACAGUGCAAUUUUACCCAACCUAGACAAAUUCUGACUUCACCAGUAAGACACAGGAGAGGUAAAUCAAUGUAUAAUAUUGACUUCAAUUCGAAUGAUGGGCCUCAGGAGACACACCAUCAACUGCAUCAAAAAUCAAAAUCAAUUGAUUGCAACUCGACAUGCAAGUCUCACCUAGUAACAAAUUCACACGGAAGUACAGCUGUUGGGGUGACAAAGAAGAAUACUUUUGAGAAACGGCACAGUAGCAAAAUACAAGAUGCCGUUCCUGAGGAUUUAAAUAUUCGUGUAGCCGAGCCACCAAAAGCGGUUAACUAUGCAAUCGACUUUAAAGUCAACAACACGACCGACAAUGAUUUUGGAAACAAGUUUACUACUCCCAAGGCUAUUGAUAAGCGUCAUGGUUUAAAGCCUAGACACGGUUCACCAAAAAAGGCAUCGCGAUCUGACAUUUCGAGUCGCAAGGACGAAUCUGACACCGAAAGUGUUGUUAUUGAUUUGACUGAUGACACGUACAAUGUUGUCACUAUUAAGCGAAGUGACUCUACCAUAUCCUAUCGGUCGGUUACUGAGAAGCACAGGGGAAAGAACGUUGAAGUAAUUCUUCUUGAUGACGAAGAAGAUGCUCGAGAUGAAACAAAUGAGUCGAAAAAUGAAGAAGGAGAUGAAACUGACGAUGAGUUGCUGAGCAUCUACUCUAAAUACAGAAACGAUUCUUGGUUAUUUGGACCCAAAUCAUCAAACAGCAGUGAAGCGUCUUUUGAAGCUAAAUCGAGCUACUCAAACAUAAAUGUCAAACUGAGGAGUCCCCGAAAAUCAGAAAACUUGCAAGGCCUACGUUCACUUACAACCGCCGGUAGGAUCUUACAUGAGCUAAAUUUGAAGAGAUCAAAUACAACAACCUCGUCCAACACGUCACCAUCUAGUAAAAGUAAUGACAGAAAAGUUUCCCUGGCAGCACCAUCUCGGAUGUCAAUGAAUAGAGCUAGUACUUCUUAUUUGGAUGAUAAGUACUUUGACUACGCCAUGAAUGGAAAUUACAAUUUUCAGACGUUUAUGAACGAGAGAAAAUUUUAG
Messenger RNA from Lodderomyces margitis, 2976 nucleotides. RefSeq lists its product as uncharacterized. The record is from RefSeq and is a predicted model, not a curated record. Lineage: Eukaryota; Fungi; Ascomycota; Pichiomycetes; Serinales; Debaryomycetaceae. Bases 1 to 2976 code for a protein of 991 amino acids. The transcript has a single exon.